Cavia porcellus (domestic guinea pig) is the source of this 2013-nucleotide messenger RNA. It is a transcript of the gene Rph3al, whose product is annotated as rabphilin 3A like (without C2 domains). The coding region runs from base 222 to 1133 and encodes 303 amino acids. Gene Ontology annotation, molecular function: small GTPase binding. NCBI's taxonomy places the organism in Eukaryota, Metazoa, Chordata, Mammalia, Rodentia, Caviidae. Gene Ontology annotation, biological process: intracellular protein transport. The record is from RefSeq and is a predicted model, not a curated record. The transcript has 10 exons.
GGGCGCGGCGGGUACCCGCGGCCGCCACCAGAGGGCAGCCAGGGAGCGCGCGCGGGCGGCAGGGCCGGACCCCCGUAGGUUUCUUUUUUCCUGUCUCCAACAUGUGAGUUCCGAGAUACCAAGAAUGGCAUCUGUCUUGUUCACCCCAGUCUUCCCAGUCCUCAGAAAGCAUCCGGCAGAUAGUAGAUGUGACUCCUACCCUGGGCUGGAUGCUCUGAGCCAUGGCAGACACCAUCUUUGGCAGCAGGAAUGACCAGUGGGUCUGUCCCAAUGAUCGGCAGCUUGCCCUGCGAGCCAAGUUGCAGACAGGCUGGUCUGUGCACACCUACCAGACUGAGAAGCAGAGGAGGAGCCAGCGCCUCAGCCCAGCGGAGGUGGAGGCCAUCCUGCAGGUCAUUCAGCGGGCCGAGCAGCUGGACGCCCUGGAGCAGCAGAGAAUCGGGCGGCUGGUGGAGCGGCUGGAGACCAUGAGGCGAAAUGUGAUGGGGAAUGGCAUCUCUCAGUGUCUGCUGUGUGGGGAGCUGCUGGGCUUCCUGGGCAGCUCCUCGGUGUUCUGCAGAGACUGCCGGAAGAAAGUCUGCACCAAAUGUGGGAUCGAGGCCUCUCCUGGCCAGAAGAGGCCCCUGUGGCUGUGUAAGAUCUGCAGUGAGCAAAGAGAGGUCUGGAAGAGGUCGGGGGCCUGGUUCUACAAAGGGCUCCCCAAGUAUAUCUUGCCCCUGAAGAGCCCUGGCCGAGCUGAUGACCCCCGCUUCCGACCUUUUUCUGCGGAGCCAGCAGAGCCUGAGCCCAGAAGCACUGAGACCAGCCGCAUCUACACGUGGGCUCGGAGCAGAGUGGUUUCCAGCGACAGUGACAGUGACUCGGAUCUCAGCUCUUCCAGCCUGGAAGACAGAUUCCUGCCCACUGGGAUCAGGACCAAGAAAGGCAGCAAGCCUGGAGGGGAGUCGGGUGGCAGCAUGGAGUCUCCCAGAAUGGGGCUCACUCAUCCACCCAGCCACCUCUCCGGAAGCCAGAGCAGCCUGGCCAGCGAGACUGGAGCAGGAGGCUCUGCAGACCCUCAGGGGGGCACCCCGCCCCAGCCUGAGCCCAAGGGCCCUGGCAAAAGACACACCUGGGGGACUCCCCGCUGCUGAUGGGUGCCAGCUUGGAGCAUGGAGCCAGCUUUUGGACGGGAGGCUGAAAGCAGGAAAAAGCUGUGGCCAGGCAUCCUGGACCCUCCCCGACCUGUGCUCAUCGCAUCAGUGUUUGGGGGCCGAAUCCAGUGCCCCCACCUAGUGCCUUUCUGCACCCUUCCAUGGGAGCCCUCCUCGUCCACCAUUCCCCCCUCCCAGGCUGUUGUCUUUAUUUAUUGUCUCCCCUGUGUUUUGGUGGGUCUUGGGUUGGGCUAGAAGGCUUUGGGGCCCCUCUCAUGGGGCCUCCCACAUGCACUGAAGUUCUGGUAGGGACACUGCGUGGGCCCUCUCUGUGUCUGUGUUAACAGCAAGAGCUGUAACCCUGGCGUACCCCUCAAAGCCGAGCAUGGCCCCUCCAGUGAGUGAGGAAGCCGGGGCAGGUGGAUGAGGGGUAAGCACAUCCUCCCCGUCCCUCAGCUCCCCGGCAGGCAGGAGCAGCAUCCACCUUCCCCGGGCACUGGCUCCUUGUUUGGUUUCUUUGAAUCCUUCUGGGUUUCCACGCAGCCAGAGCACCUGGCUCCGGAAGACAUGAACUCACGUCUCUUCAGUAGGUUAGGGGGCAGAAGUGCCUGCUUGCCAAGUGCUGAGUUCAAUUCCCAGUUCCCAAAAACAAACAGCAAAAAAUGCAACCAAAUGCUCCUGGAAACGUUCCCUGAAGCGAGAGCAUUUGUGUGUACAGUGUCCUCACACUCCUGUCCUUCCUGUCCCCCUGCACGGGAGGGGACCAGGUUCUCCAGGGGCCUUCUCUGCUCCAAACUGGUAGCUUUCUGCUCUUGCCACGUUUCUCUGGGACAUGCUGUACUUCAGAAUUAAAACAAUAAAGAUUAGAAUUUGCAUUGAA